UAAGUUUAUAGGUAAAUGUAUGAGUCUCCUUUAUCCAGUGUUGUGGUGGUUACCAAAAAAAAGCGAGAGUUGCAGUGUGAUAGAAUAACGGAGUCCAUGUCGUUGCUGCUGCUGCUACCUCAACCUGCCACAAAACCCUCUCCGUUCACCCUUACUACGUUCGCUGUUAGCCAUAACAAUAAACCCUUAUCCUUCUUCAAACCUCCACGUUGCACUUCAAACUCAACCAUUUCUAUUUCCGUUUCUCCUCCAACAACAAAUUCAAAUGCAACCACUCCAAAGAAAGUUCUUCUUCCCAUCGGUUUUGGCACCGAGGAAAUGGAAGCUGUUAUCUUAAUCCACGUCCUUCGCCGUGCCGGUGCUCAAGUCACCGUAGCUUCUGUUGAAUCCCAACUUCAAGUUGAAGCUGCUGGAGGCACCAAAUUAGUUGCCGAUGCUUCAAUUUCUGAUUGCUCCGAUCAAAUAUUUGAUCUCAUCGCUUUACCUGGAGGAAUGCCUGGUUCAGCAAGAUUAAGGGAUUGUGAUGUUCUGCGGAAAAUCACAUGCAAACAAGCUGAGGAAAAUAGGCUAUACGGUGCUAUUUGUGCUGCUCCUGCUGUAACCCUUUUGCCAUGGGGUCUUUUGAAGAAAAAGAAGAUAACAUGUCACCCUGCAUUUUUCCACAAGCUUCCAACCUUUUGGGCCAUUAAAUCGAACAUUCAGGUUUCAAAAGGGCUUACAACUAGCCGUGGCCCUGGAACUGCUUACCUGUUUGCUUUAUCCUUGGCUGAGCAGCUAUUUGGGGAGACUGUUGCAAGGGAGGUUGCUGAAUCCUUGUUGAUGAAAACUGACAACGAUAAUGUAUCGAAGAAGGAAUUCAAUGAAGUUGAGUGGUCUGUUGGCCACUAUCCCCCCAGUGUAAUCAUCCCAAUUGCACAUGGUUCUGAAGAGAUUGAAGUGGUGACACUGAUAGACAUUUUAAGGCGAGCAAAAGCUAAUGUCAUAGUUGCUUCUGUUGAGAAAACUCUUGGAGUCAUGGCUUCUCAAGGAACUAAAAUUGUUGCUGAUAGUUUUAUUAGUGAUGUUCAAGAGUCAGCACAUGAUUUGAUUAUUCUCCCGGGAGGAACUGUUGGCACCCAAAGGCUAAGCAAAUCUAGAAUUCUGAAGAAGCUUCUCAAAGAACAAGAUUCAGCUGGAAGAAUAUGCGGGGCCGUCUGCUCCUCAUCUUCUAUUCUACACAAACAAGGUUUACUAAAGGAUAAGAAGGUCACAGCUCACCCGUCUGUUGUAGACAAGCUUAAAGAUGGAGCAGUUAAUGAUGCCGUAGUAGUUAUUGAUGGCAAACUGAUCACUAGUGAGGGACUUGCCUCUGUAACCGAUUUUGCAUUGGGUAUUGUGGGCAAGUUAUUUGGGAAUGGUAGAGCAAGAAGUGUAGCAGAAGGCCUUGUUUAUGAGUAUCCUAGGAAGUAGAGCAGGUAGUUUCAAGUACUUGUAGGUGGGAUAGAUAAAUUAUAGGUAGUGUACCCCAACCUAGGGGUGGACAAUCGGUCAGUUUCGGCCCGUAAUGAAACGGCCCAAAUGCUUCACAGGCUUGUAGGUUUCGGAUCGGGCCGCGUAUUCUUGUCCAACCCAGGCCUGAUUUGUUUUCAGUCGGUUUUAAGUUUGUAUCCCCAUUUGCGACUGGUUUUUUAAUAGUUGAAUGGUUGCAAUUUUUGAGGGAUGGUUGCAUAAGCAAAAAUACCUGCAAGGUACACGAAAUUAGAACACUAGUUUCAGUGUGGUUGACCUUGUGAUGUGAUUCUAGACCUCAAGGCAUUGUCGAGUAUAAUUUCCAAAAUAUGCAGAGUUGAAAAAGGCUGGGACAAACGCUGUGUGAAAAGUUCGAUACCUCCAAUUGUGGAAAUUGUUUAAAGAGAUUGAUAGCGUGUUUGAUUCCGCGUUUUGAUUGGCAA
Molecule: messenger RNA, 1931 nt
Organism: Cicer arietinum (chickpea)
Lineage: Eukaryota; Viridiplantae; Streptophyta; Magnoliopsida; Fabales; Fabaceae
Product: protein DJ-1 homolog C
Biological process (GO): glyoxal metabolic process
Cellular component (GO): cytoplasm
Source: RefSeq, a predicted model, not a curated record